This is a messenger RNA of Volvox carteri f. nagariensis, 2406 nucleotides long. RefSeq lists its product as uncharacterized. The record is from RefSeq and is a predicted model, not a curated record. NCBI's taxonomy places the organism in Eukaryota, Viridiplantae, Chlorophyta, Chlorophyceae, Chlamydomonadales, Volvocaceae. The coding region runs from base 1 to 2406 and encodes 801 amino acids. Gene Ontology annotation, cellular component: AP-1 adaptor complex; Golgi apparatus; membrane coat. The transcript is spliced from 15 exons. Gene Ontology annotation, biological process: intracellular protein transport; receptor-mediated endocytosis; Golgi to vacuole transport. Gene Ontology annotation, molecular function: clathrin-cargo adaptor activity.
AUGUCUAUUCGCUUGCGUGACCUGAUCAAGGCGGUUCGCGCCUGCAAGACCGCAGCUGAAGAGCGCGAGGUCAUUGCGAAGGAGAGCGCUGCACUUCGCGAGGCAUUUAGGGAACAAGACCAGUCAUAUAGGCACCGAAAUGUUGCUAAGCUUAUGUACAUUCACAUGCUGGGCUACCCCACGCACUUCGGCCAAAUGGAGACGCUUAAGCUCAUCGCAGGGUCGGGCUUUCCAGAGAAGCGUAUGGGAUACCUGGGGCUAAUGAUCUUGCUCGACGAGCGACAGGAGGUGCUUAUGUUGGUGACGAAUUCUUUAAAAAUGGACCUGAACAACACGAAAAAUAUGUACAUUGUCGGUUUGGCUCUGACGGGGGAUGUGUUGACAUGCGGUCAUAUCUCCGCAGAAAUGGCCAGGGAUCUGGCGCCAGACGUGGAGAAGCUCAUGGACUGCCCUGCACCGUAUAUCCGAAAGAAGGCUGCCCUCUGUGCGCUCAGGGUUAUCAAAAAGGUUCCGGAGCUUCUCGAGCAGUUUGUGGACAAGACCGCGGAGCUUCUCAAUGAUCGCAACCAGGCGGUGGUGCUCAGCGGAGUAACACUCAUGCUGCAGAUUUUGGAGCUGGAUCCCUCCGUGGUGGACAAGUACCGCCCCACGGUGCCGUCCUUGUGUCGCAUCCUGCGCAGCUUGCUGCAGGCAGGGGUGUCUCCGGAGCAUGACAUCGGGGGCAUCACCAAUCCCUUCCUGCAGGUGAAGCUGCUGCGGCUGUUGCGGCUGCUGGGUCGGGGCCACGCGGAGUCGAGUGACGCAAUGAGCGACAUCCUGGCGCAGGUUGCCUCCAAUAUUGAGGGCAGUCGCAACGCCGGUAACGCUAUCCUCUAUGAGUGCGUCCAAACCAUCAUGGGCAUUGAGUCCAUUGGCGGCCUGCGUGUGUUAGCCAUCAACAUCCUGGGUCGCUUCCUGUCCAACAAGGACAACAACAUCCGAUACGUGGCGCUGAACACGCUUGCCAAAGUGGUAUCGGUGGAUACGCAGGCCGUCCAGCGGCACCGCGCCACCAUCGUGGAGUGCGUCAAGGACGCGGACGUGUCUAUCCGCCGUCGGGCCCUGGAGCUGGUGUACUCGCUGGUGAACGAGGCCAACAUCCGGACCCUGACGAGGGAGCUGCUGGACUACCUGGCGGUCAGCGAUGCCGAGUUCAAGCCCGACCUGACCGCCAAGAUAUGCAUGCUCAUUCAGAGGUUCGCUCCCGACCGGCGGUGGUACUUCGACCAGCUGAUUGCGGUGAUGAUGCAGGCCGGCGCAUAUGUCAAGGACGAGGUGGCCCGCGCCAUGCUCGUCCACCUGACCAACACACCAGACCUGCAGGCCUAUGCCACACGGGCCUUUUAUCGGGCUCUGGUCGCCAACGUGGAUGGAGCGGCUCCGACGCUGCUUCACACGGCGGUGUGGGUGAUUGGCGAGUACGGGGAGAUGCUGCUGCCCUCCAUGGGUGGUCCCCUUCUGGAGGGGGAGCCGCAGUUGGCGGUCAGCGACACGGAGGUGGUGUCUCUGUUGGAAACAGUCGUCCGGCGGCACCGCUCCGAGCCGGCUGCAGUGGAGCACGCGCUGACUGCCGCCAUGAAGCUCACUGCGCGGCUGCCCGCACAGGUCGGCCGCCUGAAGACCCUCAUCGCCCGCUUCACCACCUGCACACAGCUGGAUGUGCAGACCAGGCGAGUGGGGCCCGGGAGCUGGUCAUGCGAGUACGGCAAGGUUUUCUCCCACGAGCGCAUCCGGCCGCAGCUGUUGGAGCGUAUGCCGGCUCUGGACGAGGCGGAGUACCUGCGAUCCAACAACCUAGAAGGUCCGGCGUCGGCGCCCGGAUCCGCCUCCGUGUCGUCGGGCGGCGCGCGCCGGACGAACGGCGUCAGCACCGGCGGCAGUGCCACCGCCGCAACCGGGGCGGCUCCGGCUGCCAAGCCGGCAGCGACUGGGACUGAUCUUCUCGGCGGCCUGGACGUGCUGGGUGAGAGCCCCGUGGGGAUGGUGAAUGCUGGCGCCGCUGCGAGUCCCAGUAUCGUCGCGUGGCAGCAGCACGGCCUGGUCAUCACCUUCUCUCUGGCCAAGCACGCCACCAAUCCUGCCAUUACGGAGAUUUUGGCGAUGACCACCAACAACAACUUGACGGAGGUCACAGACUACACAUUGCAGGUUGCGGUGCCCAAGUUCAUGCAAAUUAAGUUGGAGCCUGCAUCAGGUACGGUGCUGCCACCGCGCGGCGGCGGCGGAGUGAGCCAGAAGAUCUAUGUCAACAACAGCCAGCACGGCGUCAAGCAGCUGGUUAUGCGGCUGCGUAUCACCUUCACCAGCGCAGGCGGCCAUGCGCACGAGGAGCUUGCCGAGGUGGCCAACUUCCCGCCGGGCUUCUAA